AGGAGAAAAAGUAAGGCAACUGUCGAACUAGAAAAGUGGGUUACGCAGGCAGGCAGAUCCGCUCUGCUACGACUGAGCCGCUCACAAAUGAGCCGUUUCUGAUUCCGGUGUCGCGGUUGAUAUUUGUUUUGCACAUAACACUGCGCUGAAUGAAGUGUUAGUUCGUCUACAGAGGCACGAUGACGGUGUUUUUGCGAGUCCGUUUGGCGGUGAUGAUGUCCGCGUUUCUGUGCGGAGUCCCGCUGCUCUUCGUCCAGGAUGCUGCUGCUUUCUAUCUUCCGGGUUUGGCUCCGGUCAGCUUCUGUGAGAAAGCUCAAGAGGGAAAAGACGUUCAGAGGGAAUGCCAGGACAAAAUCGAGCUCUUUGUGAACAGACUGGAUUCGGUGGAGUCGGUUUUGCCGUAUGAAUACAGAGCGUUUGACUUCUGUACUGUGGAGGCUGAGAAGCGGCCGUCGGAAAACUUAGGCCAGGUGCUUUUCGGAGAGAGAAUUGAGCCAUCACCUUACAAGUUUUCCUUCAAGCAAAAAGAGUCGUGUAAGCAUGUGUGCACCAAAAAGUACAGCACCGGUAAAGCAGAGGACAAAGCUAACCUGGAUUUCCUCAAGAAAGGCAUGCUCCUUAACUACCAGCAUCACUGGAUUGUGGAUAACAUGCCCGUGACCUGGUGCUACGACGUGGAAGACAAUCAGAAAUUCUGUAAUCCCGGCUUCCCCAUCGGAUGCUACGUCACGGAAACCGGCUUGGCCAAAGACGCGUGCGUCGUCAACGCGGAGUUCAACGACAAAGACACCUUCUACAUCUUCAACCACGUGGACAUCACUAUCUUUUACCACAAUGUCGAGAACGAGGCCCCUGACUCCAGACUCGUCGCUGCCAAGAUGGAGCCGAAAAGCUAUAAACAGUCCAAUCCGGAUACUCCAGACUGCACAGGGCCGCCCAUGAGCCUCAGCAACAAGUUCAGUGGAGAUAUCAGCAUCCCCUACACCUACAGUAUACAGUUCAAGGAGGAGCCGAACAUCCGAUGGGCCUCUCGCUGGGAUUAUAUUCUGGAGUCCAUGCCUCACACCAACAUCCAGUGGUUUAGGCUGUUUUGUUUUUCCUCUCGUUCUCGUGUGUUCGGCUGCAGUAUAAUGAACUCCCUGGUCAUCGUGCUCUUCCUGUCCGGUAUGGUGGCUAUGAUCAUGCUGCGCACGCUGCACAAAGACAUUGCCCGCUAUAACCAGAUGGACUCCGUGGAGGAUGCCCAGGAGGAGUUUGGCUGGAAGCUGGUGCACGGCGACGUGUUCCGGCCACCACGUAAAGGAAUGCUGCUCUCCGUCUUCCUCGGGUCGGGCACGCAGAUCUUUAUCAUGACUUUCGUCACUCUCUUUUUCGCGUGUCUGGGCUUCCUGUCCCCGGCUAACCGCGGUGCUCUGAUGACGUGCGCGGUGGUGCUGUGGGUGCUGCUGGGAACCCCGGCUGGCUACAUCGCAGCCCGAUUGUACAAAUCGUUCGGAGGAGAGAAGUGGAAAACCAACGUCCUGUUGACUGCAUUCCUCUGCCCCGGUGUGGUGUUUGCUGAUUUCUUCCUGAUGAAUCUGAUCCUGUGGGGUGAGGGCUCGUCAGCCGCCAUGCCCUUCGGCACGCUGGUGGCCAUCUUGGCUCUGUGGUUCUGCAUCUCCGUCCCUCUCACCUUCGUCGGAGCUUACUUUGGCUUUAAGAAAGCUGGCAUCGAACACCCCGUGCGCACCAAUCAGAUCCCUCGGCAGAUUCCCGAACAGUCUUUUUACACCAAACCCCUCCCAGGCAUCGUGAUGGGUGGGAUCCUGCCCUUUGGAUGCAUCUUCAUCCAGCUGUUCUUCAUCCUCAACAGCAUCUGGUCCCAUCAAAUGUAUUACAUGUUCGGCUUCCUCUUCCUCGUCUUCAUCAUCCUGGUGAUCACUUGCUCUGAGGCCACCAUCCUGCUCUGUUACUUCCACCUGUGUGCUGAGGACUACCACUGGCAAUGGCGCUCCUUCCUUACCAGCGGUUUCACGGCGGUGUAUUUCCUCGUGUACGCCGUGCAUUACUUCUUCUCCAAGCUGCAGAUCACCGGCCUAGCCAGCACCAUCCUUUACUUCGGCUACACCAUGAUCAUGGCCUUGAUCUUCUUCCUCUUCACAGGAACAAUUGGAUUCUUUGCCUGUUUCUGGUUCGUGACGAAAAUCUACAGCGUGGUGAAAGUGGACUAAAUUCGACCAAUCAGAGCCUGGACUGAACUCUCCUCUGCUAAAUGGGAUGUCUUUUUGGGGAGGUGGGGGGGGGGGUGUAUUAGAGCACUGUCAAAGACGCCCUGUUGUCCCAGCUAACUAACAACUAAAUAGAUUCUACAGAUCUUAAGCUUCCAUUGGAGUGUAUGUGUGGGGGGAGGGGGGGGGAGAAGUGAUUUUUUUUUGUGUGUGUGUGUUAUUUCACACCUGCUUAUAAAAGAGCACUCGUAUAAAUAGCAACAUGCUGCAGCCCAGAACACACAACACACACAACUGCGUUUUCCUCAAUUUCAAAUCGACACUUGUAAAUAUCCCGAUUUCCUUUUCCGCUAAUAAAAGUGCAUCAGGUACAGGUGUAGGUAGCCGGCAUAUGUUGCGGUGUUAGAAGUAUGACUUUGUAAAUAUAUUUGUUUUGGUUUAUUUUCCUUAAAUGCUGAAACAUGUCCAAAAAAAAACGAAUGCAGUGAAAGAGCUGCAGCUUUUUUUUUUUUUAGUUGUUUGGUGGGAGGGGGGUGGUUUUCUCUGAAUUAGGUUUUUUUUUUGUGUGUGUGUGUGUGUGUGUUUGUGUGUGUGCUAUCAACCCGCUGGCUUUCCUAGCUUUUAUUUAUCCAUCAUUAUUUUUAAUUCGUCUUACUGUCUUACUAUUGAUUCACACCUCGGUACUUUCAUUGUGCCUCACCCUUAAGAGGGAAGAAUAAAGAAGUGCUUCACCUCAAAGCACCAACACUGCUA
This is a messenger RNA of Ictalurus furcatus (blue catfish), 2960 nucleotides long. RefSeq names its product transmembrane 9 superfamily member 2 (gene tm9sf2). Bases 180 to 2210 code for a protein of 676 amino acids. Gene Ontology annotation, biological process: protein localization to membrane. Gene Ontology annotation, cellular component: membrane. The record is from RefSeq and is a predicted model, not a curated record. The transcript has 17 exons. NCBI's taxonomy places the organism in Eukaryota, Metazoa, Chordata, Actinopteri, Siluriformes, Ictaluridae.